CGUCAGUAGUGCAGAUUAGAACAGCAUAGACAUCAGAGUGCUUUCAACUCAAAAUAUAAAAUAAUAAUAUCAAUAAAAAGUAACAUUAUUUAUUAUUUAAAAACAUGUACUGUCAUUUUAUUGUUAUAUUUACUGAACUUACAAUUUAAUUGUAAAGUAUAUUUAUAUUUUAAAUUAUACUUUGGUAUCUAUUUAAUAAACAAAAAAAAUAAUAAUAAUAAUCCACUAUUUUAUCUACCCCGUGACUUUUACUGCAUUGGAUUUUGCUCGUCUCAGAAAAAUAUUGGAAAGCAAGGUCAUUUUACAUAUUGUUUCAUUAAAGGAAUUAACAAUAGUAACGCUGCUGUAGAAUCGUGAGGGACCGACGGUACACCACUAGCAAGGACAAAGAGAGCACAAGAACUCGGAAGCAAGAGGCUAGAACCUGUCUGGCUAAAAUAAAGAAUAAAUAAGACAUUUCCUUUGGAUUGGUUUUAAAGAUGAAGCAAAGCACUGCAAAAACAGAGAUGAGCCGGUUUAACAUUUCGCCAGACGAGGACAGUACUGGCAGCUCCAACAGCAACGAAUAUGGCUACCCUGAAUGUACCACAAAAAAAGCCCCCAUUAGCAGUCAAUAUCAAGAUAUGGACCCAGAGAGCCAGAAUUUCCUCCCAGACUACCUCGGAAAGAAAAAAUUUGAAACUGAAUAUUCUCCCGGCACAACCUCAUUUGGAAUGUCAGUAUUCAAUCUUGGCAACGCCAUCAUGGGUAGUGGCAUCCUGGGACUUUCCUACGCCAUGGCGAACACUGGAAUUGCACUUUUUGUGGUCCUCUUGAGUGCUGUGUCUAUAUUUUCCCUGUAUUCUGUACACCUUCUGCUGAAAACUGCAAAUGAAGGAGGAUCAUUACUGUAUGAACAACUGGGAUACAAGGCAUUUGGCAUGCCAGGAAAACUGGCUGCUUCUCUUUCAAUCACAAUGCAGAACAUUGGAGCUAUGUCAAGCUACCUCUACAUUGUGAAGUACGAGCUGCCAAUUGUAAUCCAAGCAUUCCUGGGCAUGAAGGAAAAUACUGGAGAGUGGUAUAUCAAUGGAGACUAUCUUGUUCUGACAGUGUCCCUGCUCAUUAUUCUACCUUUGUCCCUGUUAAGAAACCUUGGGUAUCUUGGUUAUACCAGUGGCUUCUCCUUGCUCUGUAUGGUCUUCUUUGUUAUUGUUGUUAUCUAUAAGACAUUCCAGAUUUCCUGCCCUCUGAUUUUUGAAAAUGAUGCUCUUAACGCGACUCUGAACUACACAGUAGCUCACGUGGCAGCUGCAGUUCGUGAAACGGCUGUGACAGUGCAGAAUGCCACUGCCGAUGAGGACACGUGCACAACCAAGUAUUUUGUCUGGAACUCCCAGACCGUCUAUGCUGUGCCCAUCCUGACCUUUGCCUUCGUGUGCCACCCUGCUGUGUUACCUAUCUACGAGGAAUUGAAAGAUCGCUCCCGCAAGAGGAUGCAGAACGUGUCGAACGUUUCCUUCUUUGCCAUGUUUGUCAUGUACCUCCUGGCUGCUCUUUUUGGAUAUAUAACUUUCGGAAACAACGUGGAACCAGAGCUUCUUCACACUUACUCCAAGGUUUACAAGUUUGAUGUCGUCCUCCUUAUUGUGCGUCUUGCAGUGCUGACCGCUGUCACCCUCACAGUCCCUGUUGUGCUGUUUCCCAUCCGUACGUCAGUUAAUCAGCUGCUGUGCGCCUCAAAGGAAUUCAGCUGGGUCCGUCAUACCAUUAUCACUUUCGUUCUCUUGGGCGCUACCAACGUACUUGUUAUUUUCGUGCCCACAAUCAGGGACAUCUUUGGAUUCGUUGGUGCUUCCGCUGCUGCUAUGCUCAUCUUCAUUCUCCCCUCUGCAUUUUACAUCAAGCUGGUGAAGAAGGAACCAAUGAAGUCAGUUCAGAAGAUUGGGGCUGUAAUCUUCUGUAUCAGCGGCUUCUUCGUUAUGAUUGGAAGCAUGACCCUGAUCAUCCUGGAUUGGACCCAGAAUGCUGCUAUGGCUGACGGCCAUUAAACAAACCUGGACGUCACUGUCUUCUGGCUGCAAUGUAAUCCUUACUAAACAGUGUCUUUACCCACACUGAUGAAAAAAAAAAACACAAAAAGAUUCUUAAAAAAAAAAAAAAAAGAAAUUGCUUAGCAGAGAAAAUGAUUUUUUUGUGGAUUUCAAAGACUGCUUUACAGUAACAAGUACAUUUUUGCUCAACCACAGCCAAUGGGCAGCGACUUAUACCAUUCCAAGAGAAUGUAAUAAACUUUGUACAGUAUGCUGUUAGGCCACAUGGAUGGCAUUUAAAACUGUUCCUGUUUCCAUUGAUAUAUAUUUUUUAUGACAAUUUCUUCUUUUUUGUGUUAGUUACAGUACUAUAUUUUGAAUGUGCCUAAAGCAGGGGCAUAAAUCUAAGCCUAAAAUGCAGCUAUGAAGUUCCAGUUCAGGUAUACAAAAAAGUGGCAUUUGCAUGUGUUUUCUUUGUACAUACUGUAUUUGGGCACAACUGUAGUUUUCACUUGCCUGACAGUCACCUGGUGCCCCUUAAAAGGGAAUUACCAGAGUUAAAAAAGUGGGUAUGAAGCAGAGUAAUUGAGUCGUAUGCAGGCUUUAUUCAAAAGUCAAAGCACUUCUGCUUUACUUGGCCAAAAAGUAUAUUAAGAAAUAAGUAGUUACUUGUAUCUUUAAGGAUGUAUCUUCCUUACACUACUUUUAUUCAGGUUUACCAAGUGUCAGAACAAUUUUAUCAAUUACUUUUUUAACAGUGUUAAACCCCAAAGCUUAACUGCCCUUGGUAAUGUAAUUAGCUUUAGUGAAAAAAAGCAUCACAUUUAAUAAAACCUGUUUAGAAGAGUCUUUAUAGUGAUGUAUUUGUGAAGCAUAAUUAGAUUAACUAUCUACAGAGGCAAAAGGCAGGUUGUGUUGUUUUCUAGUUCUUCACCUCUGCUAUACAGUAUUAAAAGCACGAUGUUUGAACUGAUCAAGCCUGUAAAGAGGGUGCAGUAAUGAAAGAAGCGUAGUUCGAGAGAAGUUACAAAACAGGUGCCAUAGCAAGUACCUUCAUUUAUUUCAUGCCAGCCACUAAGUUGACUGCAUUUCAUUUGAUUUUUUUUUGUUAUAUGUGACUACUUUAAAUUUAAAACUGCACAUGAAAAACAGUAAUGGGAUUAUACCUAGAAGUGGCUACCGGAUACAAGUGAAAAGUGCAUAUCGCCGGUUCAUGACAUGUCACUGCCUGUUCCUGUAGCUUACAGUAGCAACAUUUCCUGUUUUUACAACCUAGUCAAAAUGUGAUGUUUUAUUUAUAAGUUGGAAGCUUUUCUUUGAACACAGGCUUUUAAAGACGCAUGUAAUGUAUAUGGCUUCCCCGUGUGAUGGGUUAUGUUUACAGAAAUAUGAAAGCAUCCCGAUUGGGUACCUACUGUGUUAAAAUUACAACUGCUGUUUUACUGUCACCUCAUGUUUAAAGAUAUACUGUGCUUCCGAUACAAAUUUCAGUUGUUGUCGAUGGUGUUACAUUGUCCUGCGAUAUUUAUGGAACAACAUGAAAUCAACGUAAUUGAAUCUAUUUUACUAUAUUUAUAUAAAAUGUAUAUAUGUAUAUAUAUAUAUUGGUUUGAAUGUAUAUAAGCAGUUUUUUUUGUUAUAUUAUGUUUUUGCAAGUUGUUAAAUAUCAUGGACCUGACCAGAGCUGCUGAUUUCGCGUUGCUUUAGCAGCCUGUUUAUUUCUCCCACCAGUCGUAAUGGAUCAGCUAGCUUUUAUUUUCUUAGUAGUGAAAGCUAUCCCUCAGACCACUAAUUGUAAUUCAAGCAAAAUGUGUGAUAUUUUAAGUAGAAAACAAAAACAAUAAACAGAUGUAGAUUAUUAAGUAGCACAUUUAUUUAUUAUUAUUACUAUCAUUUUAUAUAUUUGUUUUUUUUCCCCCCACAAUGGGUGCUGCCAAUUUCAAUAUUAUUUAGAGGGCACACAUUAGGUAUUCAGAUUUUCACUGUAGAGCUCUGUUGAACUUGAAUGGGUCCAUAACAAACUAUGGCUAUUCACUGUCACUUGAACUUUAUAUUGCUGAUGACUACUGUUAAAAAUCAUUAACCUCAAGUCAGUGUUACCUACCUUUUUGCUAAAAACCUAAUUACACCUGAUAGACUUACUACAGAUCGAUUAAUGUGAGUGAAGUCUUGAUUUUGCUAGUUUACAAUGGUUUGUAUACACUGUAGAAAUACUGUAUGUGUUGGUUCUGCAUACAUGUUUUCUGUAUUCCAUUAUGUAUGUAUAUUUCAGCACUGUUGGAGAGUAAGCAAACUAGAAAUAUCAUCGUGGCAGACAGAAAGAUAGCAUUAACAUCAGUGCUGUACUCUUGUUUCAAUGAAACAUUAUGUAUAUCCUGUAAUUAUAAUUCAAUAAAAGUUAUAGAUAGUGUAAACCCUACAUAAA
Molecule: messenger RNA, 4437 nt
Organism: Acipenser ruthenus (sterlet)
Lineage: Eukaryota; Metazoa; Chordata; Actinopteri; Acipenseriformes; Acipenseridae
Product: sodium-coupled neutral amino acid symporter 2-like
Exons: 16
Coding region: 480-2030 (516 amino acids)
Biological process (GO): L-glutamine transport; amino acid transmembrane transport
Molecular function (GO): L-glutamine transmembrane transporter activity
Source: RefSeq, a predicted model, not a curated record